Messenger RNA from Brenthis ino (lesser marbled fritillary), 1302 nucleotides. Lineage: Eukaryota; Metazoa; Arthropoda; Insecta; Lepidoptera; Nymphalidae. The record is from the annotation of a GenBank genome assembly.
AUGUAUUUAACAAUAAAUUUUAUAUUGCUUACUUUUUUCUACUUUUUAACGUACGUGACAUCUAAUAGUUGUUAUUGGAAUUCUAAGAACUAUUAUAAAAGCUUCUCAAGUAAAACUCCAUAUAAUAAUGAGAGGGGUGACAUAAGAGACUCUUUAAUAAAACUAAAAGGAUGUGAGCCAAUAAGUGUAUGGUCACUUAUAAGACAUGGGAAGCGAACGCCGGGUACCGAUUACGCUGGUAAUAUGAUGGAAGCGAUAACUUUAAAAGAUGUUAUUGCAAUAAGCCAUGAAAAAGGAGAAAGUGAUCUCUGCGCUCAAGAUGUAGAAAAUUUAUACAAUUGGAAACCCGACCCUGAACUAUUUAACAAUACCCACAGUCUUAGUAAAGAGGGGUAUUUAGAAGUAUUCGGUAUAGCCAGAAGGAUAAAAAAGGCAUUUAAAGAAUUACUAAUGAAUCUAGAAGACGGCAGCUAUAUAAUAAGAUCAGCUUUCGGACAUUGGGUCGAGGAUGGUGUUGAAAGUUUUGUUAAAGGCAUGUCGGAUAAGCCUUUGUUAGUGGAAAAUUCCAACCCACAUUACGAUAUUAUCGCACCUCAUGAGUCUUGUAAUAAAUAUAUGAAGGAGGUCAAAAACAAUUCAGCUACGUAUAACGAAGCCAAUAAAUACCAGAGCUCAGAAGAAUACAUCGCAGCCAAAGAACGAAUACAGAAAAAAAUUGGUGUUGACUACAACCUUACAAAUGCACAAAUAAUAGCUUUAUACGAUUUAUGUCGUUAUACGUGGUCGGGAAUCGAUAAUAAAGAGAGUCCUUGGUGUGCCCUAUUCUCGUUAGAAGAUCUGAAGGUGAUGGAGUACCAUGGAGAUUUACGCCAUUACUAUCGAAACGGACCUGGCAGUUCAAUAAAUCAUUACUUUGGUCAAGUCGUAUUGGCAGAUCUAUACCAAAUUUUUAGCAACGCUAAAAAGGGGGAAGUCAAAAAAUUGACAGCGUACUUCACUCACGCUACUGUGAUGGACAUGGCGUAUACAGCUUUAGGCUGGUAUAAUGACAAAAUGCCCUUAACAAGUGCGUUUAGAGAUCCGAACAGGAAAUGGAGAUCGAGUAAACUAUCAGUAUUUGCAGGCAAUUUAAUUGCAGUUUUACAUAGAUGUUUACAAGAAAACAAAGAACAUUUCAAAGUUGUGUUUUACUUGAAUGAAGAACCAGUAACAUCGAUAUGCGAGAAAGGGGUGUGUUCAUGGCAGGAGUUUGAAAAUAAAUUAAAGCCUUUUCAGAAUACUACUUUGUCAUUUUGCGACGCU